Messenger RNA from Bactrocera dorsalis (oriental fruit fly), 4643 nucleotides. RefSeq lists its product as uncharacterized. NCBI's taxonomy places the organism in Eukaryota, Metazoa, Arthropoda, Insecta, Diptera, Tephritidae. The coding region runs from base 355 to 4509 and encodes 1384 amino acids. The transcript has 12 exons. The record is from RefSeq and is a predicted model, not a curated record.
GCUCAACUAACUUUUAGUAUGGAUUAUUCGCACGGAGCGCGAGUACAGCAAAUCAUUUUGGGUGCGGAUUCGGAAAUUUUCGGUUAAGCUUACUUAGAGUGCUUGAGCAGCCGAAAAAGCAAGGCUUAUUUCGAAAAAAAAAAUCAAAAACACAAAAUCAAGAUAAACUUAAAAAUCAAAAACAAUAUUAGUUUAAAAUUUAUGAGCAUAGCAAACUUUUUAGCAAAAAAAAAAUCGAAAAUUGCAAAUUUCAAGCAAGCUAAAUUUCUGAGUCAAGCCAGAUAAGCCAGCAAAAAUAAGAAAGUGAUCAAACGCGUCAUAUCAGUUACAUACAUAUUUCAUAUAUUUGACGCCAUGACAAUAGUUUUCACUAGUAAACAAUUCAGUUUCUGCUUCUUGGUGUUGUUGUGUCUACACUUUCUUGUAAUUGUCGGCAACGCUGAAAGCCAACAUCAUCAUCGGCAGCAACGUCAGCCUUACGGUGGUUACACCGUUGACUCCCGUGAUGCGGACGAUGCAUCAAAUGAUGUGUCGCCGUAUCAGCGCUCUUCCUAUCGCGGUAGAGAUACUGCACGCAGACAGUUCAAUGAGAAUGAUGUAAAUUAUCAGUAUGGUAAUCAGCAGUUGGCAACACAAGGUGCAGAGCAGCUAUCGCGCCGUCAACUGCGGAAACAGCAACAGCGUCUAGAGAAGCAGGCGAGAAGUAAGGUGCCACCUAUCGAGGCGACAUCGGAGGGAAACAAGUGUCAUAUUUGGGUGCCCGUGGAGCUGAUCAACAAAUAUCCUUAUGCGCAACGCAUUCAAUUGGAUCAACGCAAUCAACAGCAAAAACUUCUAGUCUGCUGCGCUGGCUAUGCGCCAUUACGUUGGCGCGGCAACACACUCUGCCAGCCGCUGUGUGAGAAUUGUCGCAACGGACGCUGUGUUGCGCCCAAUGUAUGCGAAUGCUUCGAUAAUUUCGUCGCCAACGAUAAUGGCGAUUGUGUGUUCGCCUGUCCGCUGGGUUGUCUGAACGGACGCUGCUUUCUUGAUGGCACCUGCCAGUGUGACGCCGGCUUUAAGUUGGAUGAGACGCGCAAAUUUUGUCGACCCAUCUGCAGCAACGGCUGUGGCAUGAAUCCGCGUCACAAUUGCACCGAACCGGAGGUGUGUGGCUGUGCGAAGGGAUACCAACUAACAAAUGAUGGCUGUGUGGCAGCAUGCGAUCCGGAUUGCGGUGAGGGUGGCGAGUGCCGUGAGCCGAACCAAUGCUACUGUACACCGGGCUAUGAACUCAAGGAUGGUGUGUGCCAGCGCGAGUGUUAUCAGAAAUGCGACAAUGGCAUUUGUUAUAGCAACAAUCGCUGCAUCUGCAAUCCCGGCUUUACAUAUCAUGAACGUUCGACACAAUGUGUGCCCAAUUAUUGCACAUGGGUAAUGGUAACAGGCGAUGAACUGUACAACUCAAGAUGCGAGAAUAAUGUCUGUAACUGCAGCUUCGGUACUCAGGAAACAGUUUUGGGCGGCGUUAAGUACUGCCUUAGCAACUGCCCAAAUAACGCUGUUCGGUUAUCGUUUCGGAUAUGUGAAUGCCGGAAUGGAUAUCAGUACAUUGACGAGCAACGUACAAAGUGUGUGCGAACGAAUGGGCUUGCUGGGAAUCAGGAGAAUCGCGUCGAUGAAGUUGACGACACAUUAAGUGGUACGGCCGCCAGCACUACAUCAAGGAUAACUACCAACAAAGCGAGAAUUGCAGAUAUUAACACCACAGAGAACUCGUACGAUUAUAGGACGACCACUGAAACUAUUUCAACCAGUGUAGCUACUAAUACAACUAAUCGGGGAGAAUAUGUAAAUGUGAACAGUGUUGGUGAUAUUGAAGAUAUAUAUCUCUGGAUUGCGUUUAUUUGCUAUCCCGCGUUUGUCAAAAUGCAUGUCGCGGUAAAGGCUGGCAAUUUCGAAACGGAUCUUGGUCAUCUCGAGACUAAUGAAAAGUCAGACGCAGGCGUUGCAGCUGCUGAAUUCGAUAUCUUAAUGCCGCCGAUUGACUAUACCGAGGGAGUUACCGCUUUUGCCGAUGUCACAAUCGCAGCGCUGCAGGAAAAUGAGAGCCUACAAGUAUCUGGCGCUGUACAAAUCGCAUGUUCAGAACAGCGCUCCUCGCAGAUGGGUUCACAUAUGCCAUCCCCGCGUCGUCUUUCAUAUCCAGAAUCGCAUGUGCAAGUCUCGGGUUUUGUACAAAAAACAAUGAAAUCUCAUAUGAACUACCAGCUUCUUGUAAGCCUUCUGCUGCUGGCAACAUGUGCAACUGCAUGUGUCGUAAAAGUGCCAACGCCCAAAACUCGUGUGUCACUCGUGACCAUGCGCAAAUAUCCGGUGGAUGUGAAGUGUACAAAUUGUACGCCGACUCAGAAUCCCUUGGUACUACGCACAGUCAAAGAGACGUACACGGACAUGGAAGAGGUCUGCUGCGAAGGUUAUGUUAGGAACGCAAAAACCGGAGAUUGCAUGCCGAACUGCGUGGACUGCAAGGCAGGCAAAUGCGUGCGUCCUGAUGUAUGCCUCUGUGCCGAAGGCUACAACAACCUGAAGAAUAGCACCGUCUGUGAGCCGGAAUGCAGUGAGCCCUGCAUCAAUGGACAAUGCGUUGAGCCGGAGAAGUGUAGCUGCAAUGAGGGCUAUAAUUUCAUCAAUGGCAGUGUCACGGAAUGCGAGACCCGGUGUUUGACGGAUUGCACCAAUGGGCGUUGUGAUGCUUCGUAUAAAUGUACAUGCAAUUUCGGCUAUGAGCGCAACGAGUUGUUGGGCGUGUGCACGCCUAUCUGUGAAGAGCCCUGUGAGAAUGGCAUUUGUAAAGCGCCUAAUGAGUGCCACUGUCUUAGCGGUUACGAGUUGAGACUGGGCACCUUGGGUAAGUGUGAACCGGUUUGUCAGGGUGGCUGCCCCAACGGCUAUUGCAUCGCACCGAACGUUUGCAAAUGCCAGGAGGGCUCCUAUAAUUUAAUCGGACUUGCCUGUGUGCCCAACUGCAUGGAUAAAUGCGUGAACGCACACUGUACGGCACCCAACCAGUGCACAUGUCUGGAGGGUUAUAUAUAUCGCAAUGAUUCGCGCACCGUGUGCGAGCCAACUUGUGCACGCGGCUGCCUGAAUGGUUUUUGUGAUGAACCGGGCCACUGUGAGUGUCAUCAGGGUUAUACACAGGUGGAGCCGCAUGUUUGCCAACCGAAUUGCACAAAGGACUGUAUCAAUGGACACUGCAGCGCGCCCGAUACGUGUACCUGCAACGAGGGCUACAUCCUUAAGAACGGUUCACUUACAGAAUGCGAACCACACUGCCCGCGUGGUUGCAAAAACGGUGAAUGUGUUAGUCCAGGUGUGUGCAGCUGCUUGCCGGGAUACCAAUCGCUGCUCUUUUAUCUCUGCAUACCGGUCUGUAAGCACUCCUGCGUCCAUGGCACAUGUACCGCACCGGACAUCUGUCGCUGUUUCAGCGGGUAUCGUCCGAAUUCGGAACGGUCCAACGAAUGCGAACCAGUUUGUAAUUUCGACUGCGGACAUGGACACUGUAUUGCACCGGGUAUUUGCCAAUGUGAGACUGGUUAUACGAAAAAAUGGUUGACAGGACGUUGUGAGCCGCAUUGCACACAAAAGUGCAUCAACAGCAUUUGUGCGGCGGGCGGUGUAUGCCGUUGUUAUGAGGGUUUUCGUUUACGCAAAGGUUCGAACAACAUCUGCGAUCCCAUUUGUCUGCCGCAGUGCAUCAAUAGUAAUUGUGUGGAGCCGGACAUGUGCGAAUGCUGGAGUGGCUAUUCGGAGACACGUCAUCACAAUUACUGUGUCGCACAUUGUCGACCGUCGUGUGAGAAUGGCAAGUGUGUGGCACCCAAUAAGUGCCAGUGCAGCGAUGGCUACCAUGUGACGAACUCCAGCGAACCGCACCGUUGUCAGGCGAUCUGCAAAGAGACUUGCAUUAAUGCUGAGUGCCUGCGGCCGGAUGAGUGCGUUUGCCUGGAAGGGUAUAAGUUCCUUAAUGGCAGCCACACAGAGUGUGCGCCGAGUUGUGAACAAGACUGCGGUCACGGCAGAUGUAUUGGACCGAACGCUUGCAGUUGUGAUCUCGGUUAUCGUCUUAAUCUGAGCAAUGACACCGAUCUGCCGGUCUGCGUAGCCUAUUGUAACGAAUGGAAUUGUUUAAAUGGAAAAUGCGAUGUAAACGGUAUAUGUCAAUGCAUAGAAGGUAUGGUAUACAACGAGCGACGUGGCGCAUGUGUUUCCGUGUUGGGUGCUAUGGAGGAACAUAUAGCGCUGAGUGGCGUCUCGGUAUCGCGCUGGACUAUCGGCACAAUGGCAUUCUUAUUUAUCGCCUUAUGUGUACUGGCUUUGAUAUUGGUGUAUCGUGAAUAUGCGCGCAGACGUUUCCGGGAGAAGCACGGCGUGCGGUUGAUAGAAAACCCAACGUUCGGCAUUGUAAUGCCAGGCACGAGAGAAGAAGAUGGCCUCAAUGUGCAGGAUGGCGAGGAGAGCUGAUCGAAGAUGUGAUACUAAAGAACCUUUUGGAGUAAGGUGUAUUUGUAUUGAAAUCGCUUCGGAAAUGUCAAUAAAAUCCUCUCCUUAGUUUUAAAAAGAAUUGUUUUUGAAAAUAAAUUUACUUAAAAGGCUUA